UUUUACCGUAGUAGAGAGAGGAGCAAAGUAACACAUAUUUUAUUCCCUACUCUCAACCCUCCUCCUGAAUACUAAUCCAGGUUUUGCUGUCAGGAACUCUUAUGAUUAAUGGCAGUCCCGAGGUUCUUGAUGAAACUCCUCCUUCUCCUCCUUACAAACCUGAUCCUCCUGCUCCAUACCAUUCUUCUCCAUAUAUACCUCCUCCCCCACCUCCCCAGUAUGCUCUAACACAAGGUCCACAAAUACCUGCUCAUCAGCUAGAUCCUCACAGAUAUGGAUACACUCCUGCUCCGCAUCCCUAUUCUCCACCCCAUUCUCCUGCAUACUCUCCCUCAUCCUAUCCUUAUCCUCCUUCAGAUGCAGGAUACGGAUAUACUCCAGCUCCAGGUUAUGCAGCUCCACAUCACCCAAAUCUUGCUUCUUAUCGUCAAUCCCCUCCUCUUUACCAUCCAACUCCUUCUCCAUACCAUCCGACUCAUGCUCCUUAUCAUCCAACCCCUGCUGCAUACCAUCCAAACCCUGCUCCCUAUCAUCCUUCUCCGACUCCCUACCAGCCCUCUCCAGCUCCCUAUCAUCAUGCUCCUGCAAAACAUAACCCACAGUAUGACGGCCCUCCAGCCUGCAGUAAGAACACCACCAAGUCCUGGUGUCUCGAAGACCCUGAGUAUCCGUCCCAUGAUAUCGCUCAUGCUAUUGAGUACAACUAUGUUGGAGUAGCAACCCUGUAUAAGGAUGUUCUAGCAAACACUGAGAAUAGUGUAGACCGGUUGGUUGAGCUACCCCAGGAAACCUAUCUCUGUCCGUCUAGAACUGAAUACAUGAUGCCUCUUCGAGCUCAGGAUUCAGAAGGAAAAUGGAGGAUUAUUGUGAACGGAGUAAAAGCUCACUAUGAAACUUUAACCCAGACUGGUCGAGUAGAGGAAUGUGAGACUGCUGGUUCAUCUUGUCCUCUUGUUCCAGACUGUUAUCCAACCAAGUGUGUUCAGAAAUCUAUCUAUCACAGGUUUCUAGUGUAUGAUCCAUAUGAUCAUUAUUUCCCCUUCUCCAUGGCUCUCUUCAAACUUCCGAGUUCCUGUGCUUGUUAUAACGGAGCCUUCAUAGAAACUCACUAGGAGAAAAAACUGUCCUCAUCAGAUCUUUUGGUCAAUCCGUCAAUCCGUCUCGGUCAAAUGAUUUUUCUCGAUCCAAAUUGAUUAAACCAUCUAGAUCAACCAAUGAUGAUCAUCAUUAAUGUGCAACAGUUCUGUUCAAUCCAUCCUGGUGAAACUAUUCAGUUCAAUCCGUCCGAACAAGACAAUACUAACCAAUUAGGCCUGAUCAGACAAUUCUAAUCAAUUAGGCCUGAUGAGACAAUACUAACCAAUCAUGCCUGAUCAGAUAAUACUAACCAAUUAGGCCUGAUCAGACAAUUCUUAUCAAUUAGGCCUGAUAAGACAAUUCUAAUCAAUUAGACCUGAUCAGACAGUUCUAAUCAAUUAGACCUGAUCAGACAAUUCUAAUCAAUUAGGCCUGAUCAAACAAUACUAACCAAUCAUGCCUGAUCAGACAAUACUAACCAAUUAGGCCUGAUCAGACAAUUCUUAUCAAUUAGGCCUGAUAAGACAAUUCUAAUCAAUUAGGCCUGAUCAGACAAUUCUUAUCAAUUAGACCUGAUAAGACAAUUCUAAUCAAUUAGACCUGAUCAGACAGUUCUAAUCAAUUAGACCUGAUCAGACAAUUCUUAUCAAUUAGGCCUGAUCAGACAAUUCUUAUCAAUUAGACCUGAUAAGACAAUUCUAAUCAAUUAGGCCUGAUAAGACAAUUCUAAUCAAUUAGACCUGAUCAGACAGUUCUAAUCAAUUAGACCUGAUCAGACAAUUCUAAUCAAUUAGGCCUGAUCAGACAAUUCUAAUCAAUUAGGCCUGAUCAAACAAUACUAACCAAUUAGGCCUAAUAAGACAAUUCUAAUCAAUUAGGCCUAAUAAGACAAUUCUAAUCAAUUAGGCCUGAUCAGAAAAUUCUAAUAAAUUAGGCCUGAUCAGACGAUUCUAAUCAAUUAGGCCUGAUCAGUCAAUUCUAAUCAAUUCGAUUUGCUCAAAACAAUAUAAGAAUUUCAGUCUGAACUUUAAACCCAGAUAAAUUAAAUCCGUUUUUAUCUGACAGGUUUGAUCUUGAUCAAUCAGUUCUUAUUCUAGUCAAAGAACCACUAUAUAAACUUCAUAAACAAAUUAAUUGAUCAUGACAAAAUCGGAUUUUCUUAUCUUUAUAUCUAUACAACCCAAAGUAGUAAACCUUAGAUAUUUCAAACUAUGAAUGUCUGUCAUAUUUACAGCAACAAGUCUAAGUUUGAAAUAUCAAUAGUUUGCACUAUCAGGUUGCAACCGGAUUAGUAAAUUUGAGAUUGUGGCAAAGACUCAAUUCCUGUUCACAGUGAUUAAACAAUAAACGUCCUGAUCUAAAAAAUCUGACUAAAUAAGCUGAACUAAAGUCAAUCUGUCUGAAUCCAACCUGAUCCAUUAAUAACUCCAUUACUAACUGAUCCACCCUGUGAAGAUAUCCCGAGAUAUGAACCGGAAGGAGGAAAGAAGAUGAAUCUAAGAUAGAUAUACUCCGCAACCUUCAUGUUGUGAAACCUUCAUUUCAAAUUUGUAAAACAUAAACCCUCAUAUUUGCAAUUUUUUAAACAUCCUUCAGUGUUUAUAUGUCAUUAAUUCUAACAUUGGAAAUAUGAAUCAUGUUCAUAUUUUCUUCAUUAACAAGCAAAGUCAAGGAUUAAGACAGGACUGAACAAUUUGUUAAUUCAAAUCCACAAAUUCGUACAUGAACACUGAACAGUCUAGUCACAAACAACCUAAAUUGACAUUCUGUUAUUUGUUUGUUUGUACAUAGUUGAAAAACCUGCAGCAUUUGUUAAUUUAUUGUUUAACCUAUUACUAGUAGAAUCUUAUUCAUGAAUUUGUUGUUUUAACUUGAUCUUACUGAGCAACACUACCUGCGCUUAAUCUGCUGCAUUUUCCAUAUUGCAUUUAAGCAGAACACUCUUUUUGCCAUGUCUCAGUCAUUCGAUUAAGCAGAACCUGUUUUCUGCUUUAUAUCCGUGAUCGAAUCCCAGCAGAACUUGUUUUCUGCUGUAGGUAAUCAAAUCUCAGCAGAAUCUGUUUUCUGCUUUAAUUCCGUAAUCAAAUCUGAGAAGAACCCUUUUUUUGCUGUAAUACAGUAAUCAAACCUUAGCAGAACCUGUUUCCUGCUGUUAUUCCGUAUCCAAGGAUCAGCAGAACCUGUUUCCUGCUGUUAUUCCGUAUCCAAGGAUCAGCAGAACCUGUUUUCUGCUGUUAUUCUGUAUCCAAGUAUCAGCAAAACCUGUUUUCUGCUGUUAUUUCGAUCUGUGCAUAACGUAAAAUUAUCUCAGUAGAUCCUCUUCUCUUCUUCCUGUUUAUGUAAUCAAAUCUUAACUGAAAUGGAUGUAAUUACUUUUUAGUUUUAUUUAUGUAAAACAUACUCUCUGUAGGUUGUAUAGACCUAUUUCUGGUUAUGUUUAUGUAAUCGGCUUUAUGUAGGACAUAAAAUGUGUGUAAUUUAUGUAAUUUAUUCAAAGUUUUUACGAUUAUGUGAUCUAGUCUACAUAUUUAGGAUCUAUAAUUGGUUCUAUAUGUAUGUAGGUAGACUGUGUAAAUUGUUUGAAAUAUACCUACUCAUUGAAGUAGCAGUCAGUUGAGGGCAUUUAUACAUUCUAGCAAGUGCUAUGAUGAGUAGCUCAGUUCUGAAUUGAGAAGGUUUAAAGCUACUCAGAAAAUGUGCACGCUCUCAUCUAACUGGUAUUAUAAUUAGUAGAUUUAUUAAAACAUUGUGGUGUCUAUAAGAUAUUAUAAUGAUGUAAUCUAGUAAAGACAUAGAUCCAGUAAUCAGUAUUGAAUCCUUGAACGUUAAAGUUUAGUUUUGUUUAACCUAGGGCUAGAAUAUUAACGUCUUGACAAAACAGUUCCGUUCCAAAACCUGAGUCAGUACACCUUGAUAUACAGAGAAACCCAUAAAGUAUAAGACUUCAGAGACGACUGCACUUGGUUCCUUGUAACAUUUAAAUAGUUUUUUAAUGAAGUGUAGGUCGUCAUUAAAUUCUCAUCUUUUGUGGGUACCUUUGUAUUUAUUCUAGCUCUAGAGUAAACCUUAAUGUUCAAGAAAAUUAAUUGUUUAAAACUCUAGAACUCGCAACACAAAAAUGGCAAUAAAAUGUUAUCAACAAAUCUUAAUAAAUAAUGAGGGUU
Messenger RNA from Eurytemora carolleeae, 4241 nucleotides. RefSeq names its product extensin. Gene Ontology annotation, cellular component: extracellular region. The transcript is spliced from 3 exons. Gene Ontology annotation, biological process: innate immune response; central nervous system formation; regulation of Toll signaling pathway. Lineage: Eukaryota; Metazoa; Arthropoda; Copepoda; Calanoida; Temoridae. The record is from RefSeq and is a predicted model, not a curated record. Gene Ontology annotation, molecular function: Toll binding; growth factor activity. Bases 102 to 1112 code for a protein of 336 amino acids.